AUCACAAAGCUUUCUUCGAAAGAAAGUGUGAGCUAUGAACACAAAGACGCUUGAAAGAGCGCUCUCUAUUCGCCGGUCGCCGCAAUCCACCGACGAAGGCGAUGAAUCUUCAUCCUUCGUUACCGUCUCCGACGACGGCGGCGAUCACUCCAAGACCAGAAAGAACAUAUCUCUCCUCACCAAAGCCACCAAUUACAUUACUCGAACAGGUUACAUCUGGCAUUGUCUCCUCAUCAUUCUCGUCCUUUUCAUCCUCUUCUCUCUCCUUUCUCACUCUCGCAAUCUUGUUUGCGUCUCCGAUCCACUCUCUCGCGCCAAUUUCUUGGGAUUUGGUGAAUCCGAUUCCAAUUUUGGAUCCCUCGGUGUUCCCUGGUGCAGAUCGAAACAUGGAAAGACUGUUGAAUGGACAACUAAGGAUUUGAAGAAUGCCCUUCAAGAGUUUGUUACAAUCUAUGAAACACGACCUAUAAAAAACAAUUUAUAUGGAAUGGGUUUUGAUCAUAGUUUUGGACUAUGGUUUAUUACUAGAUGGUUGAAACCACUAUUGAUGAUUGAGAGUGGGGCUUUUAAGGGUCAUUCGACAUGGGUAUUGAGACAAGCAAUGCCGGAUACACCUAUUAUAUCUCUUUCGCCUCGUCAUCCCGGGAAGUAUCUGAAAAAGGGUCCUGCUUAUGUUGAUGGCAACUGCACAUACUAUGUUGGAAAAGACUUUGUCGAUUUUGGUAGCCUUGACUGGAAUGUUGUGAUGAAAACACACGGAAUUACUGAUUUAAGUAGGGUUCUUGUUUUCUUCGACGACCAUCAGAAUGAAUUGAAAAGGCUGAAACAGGCGCUCAAAGCUGGCUUUAGGCAUCUUGUUUUUGAAGACAACUAUGAUACUGGAACUGGAGAUCAUUACUCUUUCAGACAAAUGUGUGAUCAAUUUUAUAUUAAAGGAGGAGGGCACAGUUGUUUUGAAGACAGUGAUGAAGCUAGAAUUAGGUCAAGGAGGAAGAAGGCGUGGGAAAAGGCUGUAGACAUAGGGGAACUAUGUGGACCGGGCGAAGCAUGGUGGGGAGUAAAGGGUGAAAUGCGAGACGAAUUCAACCACAGCAACAAAGUGAUCACUCACGCACAACAUUUCCAAAACAGCCGGUUUGUGGAGUCUGUGUUGGAUACGUAUUGGGAACUCCCACCCGUUGCUGGGCCUUCGCUCACCCACCAAAGGAGGUAUGACCCUGCUCGUGUUUCCACUCCUAUUGUUGAAGAUGGAAGUUAUCGCUUGUUCCAGAAACUCGGCUUGAGUAGACUCGAAUCAUCUGUCUUUAAUGGGUAUACACAAAUGGUUUAUCUUCAAGUAUCUGAACCACCAAGGCCUUCAAAAUGAUGAUUUUUAUCAGGGGGGGGAUGUAAGGUUAGACUUAGAUGUAAUUUGUUUUUUUCUUUUCAUAACAUGUAGAGGAGUGAGUAUCUACCAAUGAAACCAUAAAUUCAAAUGAUGAUUAUUUACUACGUUUGCAUCUUAACAAGAUGUUGGUGGUUUGCAUAAAGUUAAUUAACCUUGAUCAUCAUCACCAUCA
Impatiens glandulifera is the source of this 1559-nucleotide messenger RNA. RefSeq lists its product as uncharacterized. NCBI's taxonomy places the organism in Eukaryota, Viridiplantae, Streptophyta, Magnoliopsida, Ericales, Balsaminaceae. The coding region runs from base 35 to 1366 and encodes 443 amino acids. The transcript is spliced from 4 exons. The record is from RefSeq and is a predicted model, not a curated record.